Molecule: messenger RNA, 1272 nt
Organism: Aspergillus mulundensis
Lineage: Eukaryota; Fungi; Ascomycota; Eurotiomycetes; Eurotiales; Aspergillaceae
Exons: 4
Coding region: 1-1272 (423 amino acids)
Source: RefSeq, a predicted model, not a curated record
AUGGCAGGAGGAAGAUCUCCAGCUGUUGAGACCGAUCGGGACAGCCGCCCAAAGCGAAUACGGACAUUAACCCCAGGUGGGGCAGAUCUCGCUGCUGCUGCAGCUGCUAAGAAGAAGGCAGAUCUCGCUGCUGCUGCAGCUGCUAAGAAGAAGGCAGAUAUCGCUGCUGCUGUUGCUGCUAAGAAGAAGCCAACAAAGAAUUCCUCACGAGACAAACGUUUGAAUACUACGUUUCAAACACCAUCAGAACGCCAGUACCAUGAACACGAAUCUGAAUCCCCAGGCCGCUCCCAACAAUCUGAAAGCGAAUCUGAGUCUCUACGCCGCUUUCAGCUACAUGAACGGCGUGAAGCUGCUUCCACCACAUCAAACACAUCACCUGCAGAGGAGAGCAGUGAGAAUGGAACACCCGCGGAGACUGGAACCCCAGAGGGCACGGAAGAUGAGCCAGAGAUUCCACAAACGGAGAUGGAUGGCCCUGUCGACGAGGAGGCAGAUCUAGCUACAAUCAUUCCCUCCCCACCGCGAAUGCCCAGAAUCAAACACCCCCGUGCCCUCCAGCAUGAGGAGGAGUUUGUGGCCCGCUGGAAUGCUCUCAUGCAUCGACUCCGAUGGCUUUAUUUCAUCCAGUUUCAUUACAACGCCGGACUGGAUGUCAUUAUCCGCAAAGAGCUUACUCUAACUGACGAGAAAAGCUUCGGUUUCACCAAUGCGUUUUCACGUUGUCGUGAUGCAUGUCGUAAUUGGAAGUCACGGACACUGAAGCGGAUGCUUAAUCAUGUUAGAUCGAUGAAAAUAAAGACGCGUGCGGAGCAACCAGCUGUCUCCUACCUUGAUCUUACUGGUAAUUCCCCUCAAGUGAAGCAGAAGCUGGUCGACCAUUUUUUCAAAGCCUUCUCUGCCCCUGUUUUCUUUCAGAUCUGGUACUGGUUACGAGAUCUUAUCGACUACGACAAGUCUUCAGAAUACGGCCAGUUUUUUAUUAAGUACAUCUAUGCACAUCUAGCCGCGGAGAUGAAGCUCUACGAUGAUCUAUGUGAUGCCGGUGACCGAACUUCAGUAGCUGCAUGGGAGGAGCUGCUGAACUUUUGGAAUCACCUAGCAACAGACAAGGAAUACGCCGAUUUGGACAAAGGUUGUUUCAAAGAGCUACCAUUCAGUGAACGGCCCAGCAAAAAACGGAAGCGGAAAGAUAUCCCGCCCCCAGCAACGAAGUAUUUUCCAACUGCCCUUCCAAAGAAAACAUCGGAACCGACAGCUGAGAAAUACUAG